GCGCUCCUUCGAGUUGACGAGGAAGAGCUCGAGCUGCCAGUCGCUCGCCGCGCCCCUUCCCUCGUCGAUCCCAGCCGUUGCCAGGGCGGCUUCCUGCCUUGCCGAGCUCCGCCGCGGGCGCAAUUUUCGAGGCAGCGGGAUCGAUCCACUCUCUAGCCUCUUCCUCUUAACUGACACCCACAGAAGGACCCCCGUCUCCCCAAACGCACGCCCUACUUCAGUCGCCAUGAACCCCAGCUGCGCCCGCUGCGGCAAGAUCGUUUACCCGACCGAGAAGGUGAACUGCCUCGACAAGUACUGGCAUAAAGCAUGUUUCCACUGCGAGGUCUGCAAGAUGACCCUCAACAUGAAAAACUAUAAGGGCUAUGAGAAGAAGCCAUACUGCAAUGCACACUACCCGAAGCAGUCCUUCACCAUGGUGGCAGACACUCCAGAGAACUUGCGCCUUAAGCAGCAGAGCGAGCUUCAAAGUCAAGUUCGCUACAAGGAAGAGUUUGAAAAAAAUAAAGGGAAGGGCUUCAGUGUGGUUGCUGACACUCCUGAAUUACAGCGAAUCAAGAAGACUCAGGAUCAGAUCAGCAACAUAAAGUACCAUGAAGAGUUUGAGAAGAGCAGAAUGGGCACACCUGGAGGGGAAGGUGGGGAACUGGAACGUCGCAACUCUCAGGAGGGUGCCAACUACAGGAGGGCAGCGGAGCCACAGCCACCAUCACACCAGCAACCUCAUCAUGUCCAGCCAAGUACUCCUGUUUAUCACCACCAGCCACCACAACAGCCAGCUUCUCAGUCCUACUACAAGGAACCAGCAGCGCCUGUUUCAAUACAGCGCAAUGCCCCAUCUGGAGGAGGGAAACGGUUCCGUGCAGUCUAUGACUACAAUGCAGCCGAUGAGGAUGAGGUCUCCUUCCAAGAUGGCGACACUAUCAUCAAUGUGCAACAGAUUGAUGAUGGCUGGAUGUAUGGCACUGUUGAGCGGACCGGCGACACCGGCAUGCUUCCCGCCAACUAUGUGGAGGCAAUAUGAGCUCCACUCCGGUGCCACCCUGAAAGCAAACGGGGGGAGGGCUCUCAUGUGCUUCUUGUUCCAUUAUCCCUUCUCUGCUGUCUCUCAUCACACAUCAGUUAUUUCAUUAUGAACCUCUGACAUGGCCAUCUUUUACCCUUCUGCCAACAUAGCCUUAUUUUUAAAGGCAUUUGAACUCGGGGCAGGUGUUCUUUUUCUUUUUUAAAAAUCUAUCAUGUGAGACUUUCUUAAAGACCAGCUGUCAUUCUAUCCUUCCCCUCAGCUUUCAUGGAAUGUGACACUGCCUUUCUCCUCCCCAGGGCUCUGCCAUUUUUGGGACUGGUGAGGAUCCUGAAUACAGUGAGCCCAGCUUAACCAAAUAGCUACAUGGAGCCAGGAAAUAGUAUAGGGAGGCACAGGGGAAGGGAAUCAUUGCCAUGCUUGCUUUUGAGGAGUAUGGAACUUUGAGUAAAUUGAGAGUCUCUCUGAUCCAUUUCCAUUGAAAAAAUUAUCUGAGGCCUCUGUUUGCAUGUUUACCUUUGCUCAUUUAUAUUUUAUUAAGCCUUUCUUUCUAUAUAAACUUUAAAUAUCAGUUUGAAAGAAAUCAAAUAAUUUGUUAAGCAGGAGAGCCUUUGUGGAAUUGAAUGAACCAACAUAUCUGAAAUGUCUACAUGGGAAUGGAAUGCCAAAGUAGUUGCUGGUACAGGUACAGAAGGAGGGGCUUAGGAGGAAAGAAAAUUCUAGCUAGAGUGCUCAAUAUCUUGGCUCAGUAAGAGUGAGCAUCUACUUAGGCUUGAUGUGGGGCUUGAAAAGAUCAUGUACCCCAUAUUCCUGGGGAUAAGCAGCUGGACCACAACUGCUGCCCAAGAUUUUGCAGCUAAGGAGUACUAGUUUUCAUCACUCAAUUUUGGUGCUACCUCCUGGCUUGAGCAUGUGAGAGGAACAGCAUAUUUGAAACACUCCUGGACUUUCCUGCUGCUUUCUCCACCACCCCAAAAAUAACUUCAGAAAGAACUUCUGAACCAGCCUAUGCAAGACUCUCCCAGCUAAUGCCUGCAAAUAGCCACUUCUCCAAGAUUUCCUGGUGUUAGUGUUGUCCGCCCCCCCACCCACAUCUUUGUUUUUGUUAGCACUUAAUGUGCUCAGUAACCUUAAGUAUAACAGCCUUGGUAUGUAGAAUCACAUUUAUUGUGGAGGUGCUAUAUGUGGGACCAAUUGCUAUUUUUCAUAUUGGGAGCAUUCAUAGGGCUCCUUGUGUAGGCUUUUACUUCUGGAUCCAAGUCCCUGUCAGUCAAAAGGCAGACUAGUCAACAGCUUCAUCUCCCUGUCUUGUACCUUUUGAGCCAAGCAAUGUUUACAAUCGUUUGUCCUCUUCACUGCCCCUCAACCAGCUUGGUAGUUGGGUGAAGGGGUUUAGGGGAAUGAAUUCCUUGCACUAGAAAUAUACCUCUUCCCCCUUUCUCUGGUAUCAAGCUGGCAGUUGCUGGCUUGGUAUAGUAUCAUGGACCAAAAGCAAAUUUUGUGGAUUAUUUUGCUGUCAAAAUAGGGACCUACUAUAUAACUGGAAAUUUAUGGAGCUGGAAUUGUGUAAUGGAAGAACAAAGGCAGGGCAGAUUCCUCCUUAGCAGGAGUGAGAUUCUUAAGUUGCCAUUCAUUCAUUUACUGCAUGUCGAUUGCCCCUUCUCUUGCUACUCUUAAAGAUCCCCAGUGACACCUCAAAGUUGCAUCUGUGCUGGCAAAGAAAGGCAAGUCCUUUUGGAGAAACAAACAACCCCCCUGCAGUGCAGCAACCCAAACCAUUAGAAAUGGCUCGGAAAGCUGGUGUCUUUUACUCAUUUAGAAGUGAUGUGAUUGUAAAUCUCUGCAAACAGAAAUGAUAUCUGGGAAGUAUCUAGUGUCUUUAAAUAUAAUGUGAGAAGUUGCAUUGAGCCUAGUGCUCUCUAAUCAAGGCAAAUAAAAUGGUUGUUAGGCCUUUAGAGGUAGACUUUUUAAACUUUCUGCUUUUAAAAAAAAAUGCCCUUCAAAAGCACAUUUAUGUACAGGUACUUGGGUCUGCUGAAUUCCUUCCAGUUAUUUGUUACUUCUUCAGUACCUGGAUUACAUAAGGACCAAGUUGAAAAACUCAUUAUUGAUGCCAGCAUUGUUUGCAUGUAUGUAUUCUUGAUCUCCCCUUUCCCCCUUCUGUGCAGUUUAUUGGGGGCUAGUUUUCUCCCCACAUUAUUUCCACAUUUCUGUGUAAUUUUGUGGUGCAGAAAAAAGAACAAACAUACAUAAUAUUAAUAAGCACCCACUUAGUCUCUUUACAAGAGGUGCAAAAUAGGCUUACGUUAAGCAAGAGUUAAGGAGAGCUUUCUCCCUCAAUGUUUAGAUCCCUCAAGUUGAAAGCAAAGGGAUACUUCAUUUUGUCACUCCUUUAGUAAGUCUUGCAUUUUUGUACCUGGUUGAGUGUAGUAUGCUAGUGUCUUCUGGCUUAAUCUUGCAGGAGAUUUAGGCAUCCCAUGUGGGGUCCCUGCCUCAACCUAAAUUGUGAAGUUCUUGCGCAUCCCACAAAUCAGUGUGGCACUAUUUGGUCAGAAAUAGUGACCAAAUCAUCUACUAAGGUAGUAGAAGCACAAACAUUUUAGAAUAUUUUUCAUAAAGUUGUAGUCAAUGCUUUUCCCUUAGACACUUGCACUAGUAAAAGAGGUGUUAAAGGGAGAAGUGUUUAAGGCUUCUCCUUGCCAUAUCUUUACCCCAGAAAGAUCAGUUUGUUGAAAUAGAAAUGUCAAUGGUGGCAGCUUUUUCUUUACAAGGACAAUUUUAGAGGGAGUUAUGUGUCUAGGGACCACCUGACCUUGGAUAAACUUUCAGCUGGUGCCAACAAGAGUGACUGACAGGUGAGAUGUCACAUUCUUCUUGGUGCUAAGACAGUAGCACAAGCUUAGUAAUGGCUGUUUUUCUAACUGGUGAGAAUGAGGUAAAAUCAUGUACAGACAAUCCUUGAGAAGACAGCUUUGUGUAAGGGAGAUACAAAAUAGCAUAAUGUGAAUAAAUAUUUUUAGAGGACCAAAUAAAAUACCCAUUUUUUAAAAUCUCUCCUAGCUUUUUCACCCCUGCCCUGGGAGAAACAGUUUCUCACUGCUUGAUUUUUUUUCCUGCCUUCUUUGACUUAUGCACUUUUGCCUUUGAUUUUUUUCCAAUAGCUGAAAAGCACCUAAACCUGUAUUUAAAUAAAUAAAAUGUAAAAAAAGAAAAACAGCUAAAUUGCAUCUGUGUAGCCAUUUUAUUCAUGUCAAGUCUUCUAUACAUCUUAGCUUUUCAAGCUAGAUUUCAGUGUCUGAUAUUAGAAUGAUUUUUGUGGGUUUGGAAUAUAUUUUGGGUUUUCAUUUGUUGUCUUUGUGUAUUUCUUCUUUAUGGGCUUGCAUGCCCUCUCCAAAAGUCAUUUGGCCUUUUUCAAUGGCACCAUAGAUUCAGAUGUAACACUCAGUCUCUUCUGGUUUACACCAGUUUGAAAAUAAAAGUAUAAUUUUUACCUA
Molecule: messenger RNA, 4518 nt
Organism: Varanus komodoensis (Komodo dragon)
Lineage: Eukaryota; Metazoa; Chordata; Lepidosauria; Squamata; Varanidae
Gene: LASP1
Product: LIM and SH3 protein 1
Exons: 7
Coding region: 227-1024 (265 amino acids)
Cellular component (GO): focal adhesion
Molecular function (GO): actin filament binding
Source: RefSeq, a predicted model, not a curated record